AUGCACGACCAGCUGAAGAAGAAACAGAAGGAGGUCCAGAAGGUUCUGAAGACCCUGGACACCCAGGUGGAGCUCAGGAGGGGGCAGCUGCAGGAGGCCCACCAGCUGCAGCUGUUCAGCGCCAACCAGCGCCUCCUGCUGGAGUGGAGCGUGAAGCAGAGCGCCGACAUGGCGGAGAGAGGACUCCCCAAGACCCGGGCCGAGGCCGAGCGCCUCCUCGGGGAGCAUCAGGACUGGAAGACGGAGAUCGACGCCCGCGCAGAGCGCAUCGACUCGGUCCGGGACUUUGGCCUCGGGCUGAUCCGAUCGGGUCACGGUUCUAAGGCGGAGAUCCAGAAGGCCCUGAACCAGCUGGAGGAGGCUAAAUCCGGACUGGACCGAGCCUGGCAGAACCGCAGCACGACCCUGGAGCAGGCCCGGACUCUGCAGGUGUUCCUGUCUUCUGUUGAGCAGUUUGGGACCUGGCUCAGCAACAAGGAGGUCUUCCUCUCCAACCAGGACCUGGGG
Etheostoma cragini (Arkansas darter) is the source of this 507-nucleotide messenger RNA. RefSeq names its product spectrin alpha chain-like. The record is from RefSeq and is a predicted model, not a curated record. Gene Ontology annotation, molecular function: actin filament binding. Gene Ontology annotation, biological process: actin cytoskeleton organization. The transcript has 4 exons. The annotation marks the transcript as partial. Lineage: Eukaryota; Metazoa; Chordata; Actinopteri; Perciformes; Percidae. Gene Ontology annotation, cellular component: plasma membrane; cell projection; cortical actin cytoskeleton.